CUAUCUCGGAACUUCACUCAGUACCAGCUUGUUAGUCGUCCUUCUCCCUCUGAUUGAUUUCCAUGGCGCCCCAUCCUCUUGUCAAUGAGUCUUCGCCAGAAUUCUCCCUCCCUGAUGCGAACGGACACAUGUUCAAGUUUCCCCCUGAAGAACAGGGGGUGCGAGUGAAGAGACCUAUUGCAUUGUUCUUCUACCCCGAGGCAGGAACGUUUGGUUGCACUCGCGAGGCUUGUCAAUUUCGUGAUGCAUUGGUUGAGAAAGAGAUCUUCAAGCGGACUGAUGUCCAGGUCAUCGGGAUAAGUUCCGAUCCUGUGCCAAAGCAGAAGCGAUUUGUUGAGAGUCAGAACCUUACAUACCCUGUCCUGAGCGACGAGAAGCACGUUGCGUAUCACGCUUUCCAUGUCGGCAAGGGCAUUAUGGGAUUUGGCGACGCCAGAACAACUUUUGUCAUCGACAGUGAAGGUAUAAUCAGGGAUUCGUUAUCUGCAAACGUAAAUUACAACGCCCACGUCAAAUUUGUCACUAAGGCCCUGGAAAAGCUGGAGUCUCAACCUUCUGUCAGGUCUCCGUCAGAGACCAGUGACGCGGACGCUGCAGCAGCGCGUUCCGAAUCUUCCGAUGACUCUUCAUUGUCACAAACUCGUGACGAGUUGAGUCGGGUUGCAUACGUGGUCUGUGCGUGACGAGUUCGUCUCGUACUCUUACUGCUUUAGUUGUAUCCCAUUGGUUGUGUUAUCCAUGAUAAUGCGUCAUGUGCGAUAACUCAAUAAAGUCCGUACUAUGUAAUCAGUGACAUAAAGCUGGAAUCUAGUGAGAUCUGCAAAACCUGCCAUUUUCCAGUAACUAAGUAUGGCUAGGCCUAGUUGAUGAAGGACAUGCUAUUAGCCAAAUUUGCGGGGACCAUAUGUGCACCAUUCGAGAUCGGCUGGCCUUAUUGGGAAGUACGACCCAUGUGUAGUAAGGCUGAUAGUGAGUUCUAAGGGGAAUGACAGAUCAAUAAAAAAACGAGAC
Molecule: messenger RNA, 1011 nt
Organism: Suillus discolor
Lineage: Eukaryota; Fungi; Basidiomycota; Agaricomycetes; Boletales; Suillaceae
Product: thioredoxin-like protein
Exons: 5
Coding region: 63-683 (206 amino acids)
Biological process (GO): cell redox homeostasis; cellular response to oxidative stress
Cellular component (GO): cytoplasm
Molecular function (GO): thioredoxin peroxidase activity
Source: RefSeq, a predicted model, not a curated record